AUUGAUUGUGAGCAGACGGUGCUGCACUACGGUUGGAUUCCGUUCAUCAUUUACGUCGGCUACACGCGUUCGAACCCCCAGCCAAGUCUCAUCAAGUGCGUGUAUUCUUCAUUCGUUCUGCUGCCAAACAACGUUACUUUCGCCUUCUUGUUCUUCUGUCUCUGCGUAUUUUCGCAUGUUAUGGCCGUAUACUGA
Molecule: messenger RNA, 195 nt
Organism: Stereum hirsutum FP-91666 SS1
Lineage: Eukaryota; Fungi; Basidiomycota; Agaricomycetes; Russulales; Stereaceae
Exons: 1
Biological process (GO): protein import into mitochondrial matrix
Cellular component (GO): mitochondrial outer membrane translocase complex
Source: RefSeq, a predicted model, not a curated record